UUCAGGAAGCCUGAAAACGGGGUUUUUCAUGGAGGAAGGUGCUCGUGAGUGUUGAAAAAUAUCGCUAAAAUUGCAUUUUGUGGAUAAAUUGUGACCCCCGAAGACCCCUGGAGUGCUCAAAAGGCACUGCCCAUAAAUUUCUCGUCCGACAAUCCAAGUGUGCGUGAGGAGAAAAACAAGGUGUGAAAGGUGAAAGAGAGAGAGCAAAAAAAAGAAGGCCCCAAAAUGGACAGCCCAUGUGAAUCGGAGAGCUCUCUUGACGGUGUUAUGUUGCCCCCCAGUCCAGUUUCCAGGGAGCAAUUGAGCAAGAGAAUUGAGAGCCUCCAGCAACAAAACAGAGUCCUCAAAGUGGAAAUGGAAACCUACAAGAUCCGCGUAAAGGUACUCCAGGAAGAGAAUCGAGCCCUUCGUCAAGCUUCAGUCAUUAUUCAAGCAAAAGCUGAACAGGAGGAAGAGUACAUUUCCAAUACAUUGCUAAAAAAGAUUCAGGCAUUGAAGAAAGAGAAGGAGACUCUUGCACAUCACUAUGAGCGUGAGGAAGAGUGUUUGACAAAUGAUUUGUCACGGAAGUUGGAUCAAUUGCGUCAGGAAAAGUGUAAGUUGGAGCAGACUCUGGAGCAAGAGCAGGAGUGUCUGGUGAAUAAAUUGAUGCGAAAAAUUGAAAAGUUAGAGGCUGAGACAUUGGCUAAACAGACAAAUUUGGAGCAGCUGAGGCGUGAGAUGAUUGAACUAGAGAAUACAUUGGAGCAGGAACAGGAGGCAUUGGUGAAUAAAUUGUGGAAGCGUAUGGAUAAGUUGGAGGCAGAGAAGAGGUCAUUGCAGAUUAAAUUGGAUCAACCGGUGUCAGAUCCUACGAGUCCCAAGUAUGAGGAAUUGGCGGCCGCAACAAAUGGUGACACAGCAUCAAAUCUCAGUUCACACAUUCAGACAUUGCGUUCGGAAGUUGUACGUCUGAGGGCCAAUUUGGCGGCAGCUCAGAAGGAGACGCAGGAGAAGAUGGCUCAAUUUGCCCAGGAGGAACGUUGCAUUGGGCUGAGGGAGGAGAAUUUGCGUCUACAGAGGAAGCUGCAGUUGGAGGUGGAGAGGCGUGAGGCACUGUGUCGUCAUUUGUCCGAGUCGGAAUCCUCGCUGGAGAUGGAGGAGGAGCGUCUGUACACAGGUGAAGGUGGAGGCGGUGGCGGUGGACUUCUGGCCGGUAUGCAGCAUCAUCGACAGCGCACAACCAGCAGCCCAGUGCCCUACAGUCCAUCCAGUAGCCGACCACUCAGUCCUGGCACCGCAAGUCGUUACUGUGCCUCAUGUGGACAACUUUUGGUGCCUCCAUCGUCCACUCCUUUGGCCAAUGUUUUCCAUCCUAUUGUUUCAGCACCCAUUUCUGGACGUCGCACGAGUGAGAGAUUCAUAAAGCCAGCAAUUCCAACGCCAUCUCUUGGCGGUGUGACAAAUAGCGCCUCAGUGGCGACAUCUGGGGCCGCGGCAACAAUGAGUGUUAGCGGUAUGACUGGUGGAGUGCAUCCGUCUGUGACUGUUGCUCAGGCUGGGGGAACCGGUGCCGCACAGGCAACAGCUCCAGCAGCCAUUUCGCCCCAGCAAUCCUCGAGUAUUUCCUUCCCAGGCAGCAAUAGUGCUUUCAUCCAGCCAGCCAGUCCUAUGGAUACGUCAGUUUGCAAGGAUUAAGUGGGCUGAUGAAGAGAAAAGGGGGCGUGGUUUCUCAGAAAAUGCUUGCUUCAAUGCUCUUCCUUUCCCAGUGAUGAUGUAGUAAAGAUGGCGCGGCACUGAAGUGCAAAAGGAAAGAGAUUUAAAGAAAAAGAAAAACACUGACUUGCGAAUUUAUUUCUACACAGAUUUCUUUGCAGAAAAAAAAACCAAUUGAUUUAUUUGAUUUUACUUUUUGCAUUUACUUUAGAGAGGAAGAAGAAAAAUAUUUACGCGUUAAGUUUAAUAAAUGGGUUUAAGUUAAAGGGUUUCAAAAAGAACUUUCCCUUGAGAUAUUCUUAUUGAAGAUUUAAAAUAGAAGCAUCAAUGAAGAAAACAUUUGAAAGACUCAAUGACGAUUUUAUUCCUUUUCUUAAUCACAUUUCAUGAAUGAAUUUGCUUAUGCGGUAUAAUAUUAUUUUUAAAAAUGAAUAUUAUAUAAUAACACUUCUUAGCAUACAAAGACAUGUUAAUUGUAAGAGGAAAGUGAGGUUAUGAGAGAAAAAAAAUCAUAGAAGAUAUCGUAGGAGGAAAACUGAAAUGUUCUUUAAUAGAAUUGAGAGAAAACUAUUCAUUUUCACUACUGCACCGUUUGUAAUUCAAUUAAUCACACAUUAUUAUUAUAUUUUUUAUUAUAUUUUCAAGUCAACUUUGUAGGCAUUAGAAAUAUACUUCAUGUAACUAUU
Messenger RNA from Phlebotomus papatasi, 2381 nucleotides. RefSeq names its product coiled-coil domain-containing protein 6. Lineage: Eukaryota; Metazoa; Arthropoda; Insecta; Diptera; Psychodidae. The transcript has 6 exons. The record is from RefSeq and is a predicted model, not a curated record. Bases 226 to 1677 code for a protein of 483 amino acids.